UUAUAUUCUUUCGUUUCACGAAUAACGCACAUAUAUCGUUCAUAUAUCGUUCAUAUUCAUUUUAAACACCGUUCCCAUCGAUCCACAGCAGACGUAUAUCGAUCGAGAAACGUUCGAUUAAUGAACGAUAAUUUAUCUGAGAAAUAAUAGAUAGAAACUACGAAGAACAUUUAUGUUAUACCGUCGAAUGAUCGACGGAUAGAAGUUAAUCUAUGACAGAAAAUAAAAUGAAUUAGAACUUUAAAUUAUAAAUGUAAUCCCACAUAUCGAUCGAUAUCAUUAGUUUGCAUAUUUUUUAAACAUCCUUGACUCGAAUAUACCAUUUCCAUUCAUCUUUUUUUUUCUCAAUUUAUAUUUAAAAGUAUAUAACAAUCAAAAAAAGAAAAACUACUCUGUUUAUCCUCGACGAUCAUGCAUCGAUUUUUCAGUAAAGAACAAACUUAAGAAAUGAUACUAUCUUUGUAAUACGUUCGUCGAGAAACGAACGAAACAACUUAAGAUUUUUUAACCACGUAAACUUUGACUUCGUGGGAUAGCACCGAGCGCGAAAUAUCGAUUGUCAAGUUUAUUACAACAGAUAUGGCGAGCGAGACGUUUUGUUACAAGUCAUGCGAAACCAUUUUUUUUCUCAUAUUCGUAUCUCAUAAAACGAUCCGCCGCGUAUGUUAUUGGGCUUUAAUAACUAUGGAGAAUACAAAAAAAAGAAUAAAAAAAGGGAAAAGGCGCCAUCGAUAACUGGAAAAGUACGGAACAUCGAUAAUGCAACGACCGUACCUGUGGUCCUAGAUCGUGAAGCGAGUUAUACACAUACAUAUAUAUAUGUAUAUAUGUAUGUAUGUAUAUAUGUAGAGUUUCUGGGCUUAUAGACGACACAGGAGGGAAUGACCGCGCUCCAUGAUUUUAUCGGCCGUUCUUUCUCUCUCUCUCUCUCUCUCUUUCUUGUUCACGAUCGUACAUCGAGGCUAUGAACUACAACUUAGUUGUUACUUUAAUUAACGAUUCAUGAUAAUUAACAUUGAUCGAUAUCUCUUAUGUAAGUACUCGCAAACAUUGUUUAUUCAGUGAAAUGAAUAUUUAUUUGAAUUUUUCCAAGUGAAGCUCGAGACACAAUCGGAAUUUCGUUCUAGGAAAUUGAUAAUUUAGAAGAUCGAUUUUUCUUUUUUAUUCAACGCAAAAUUAACGAAGUGUGGUCUGUCAAUAGCGUCACGUCAUAUUGAAAUAUUUACGAUUCGUUCGACUUCUCCGAAUAAUAUCACUGAAAAAAAUUAAAUCAUCGACCAAUAGUUAAACUACAAUUUUUCUUGCGAAGCGAGUAAAAAAGCACCCUCGUAAUCGCAAAACUUUAUCAUCGUGAUCGCUCUUUUCAUUUCACGCGACACGCAAUUCGUAUUUUUUUCUUCAAGGGCAGAAAAACUUAGAUAUUCUGAUAGAAGGAAAAAAAAAUUUAAGUAUUUCUUUUAAAUAAUUUUUUUUCUUUUAGUUUCAACGAGGAAUGUACAAAUAAAUAGAAUGAAUUUAUUCGAGUCUUUACGAACGUUACUUCCAAAAUUUUUCAUUAUCUUCAGAUUUUAUUUUAACGAUUAUAUUUUAAUUGAAUUAAGAUAGAACACGCUUCACCUUGAAAUGUCGUGAAAGCCGAGGAACAGAUCUAGAGAUCGCGUUUAGGUCAGUCGCGAAGAAAACGUAUGAGAACUCACACGAAUUAAUCCUUAGCUUUUACGCGUAUUUACGCAUAUACACAUAUACAUAUAUGUAUACAUACAUACAUACAUUCAUCCCUCUCAGGCAUGCGCAACGUUAACGGCUGGUCAGCGUUAUUGAGUGGCCGCCGAGCGUUAAAAGCAUACAUAGCAAUACAUAUAGUAUAUAUGUAUAUGAACCCCCCACUAUUCGCAAUCUAUAUCGUUCGAUUCUAAGGACAUUGUCCAGUCUCUGAACUCUCACGAACGAUUUCAAGCCGGUCAGUACCGGCGCGAACCUUGACUGAGAUACUUUUAUUCUUUUCCUCUCGGUGAAUAUUUGUGUCUUCUUGUUCUUCAAAAAAUAUUAGAGAUUUUUUCAUGGAAAAGAAAAGAAAACUAACGAAACUAGAGAAAGUACUAUCGUAGCCGAUAUAUUUGAAUUAUAGACGAGGUUGAUACAGCGUAGGAAGUCGAGCUUAUACGAUAGACUUCUAUAUUGAGUCUUCUUUCGUUUGAGACCUUUGCUUUUCUUGUAGAAAGAAAGAGAGAGAGAGAGAGAGAGAGAGAGAGGAAGAGAAUAUAAAGAUAAACCAAUGAGUAAUAAAAAUAAAGAUCAUUUCGAAGAUCGUGGAAUUCCUGCAAAGUCUCGAAGGGAGAGAACAUCGAUUUUCUAAUUUAAAGGCCACCGAAAGGACAAUGCGUCCUUCACACGUCAAGACACGAAGAUGAAGAACACGAAUUAAUGAUCUCUUCGCCAUGCCAACUGGAAUUUCAUCGAUGUUGGCGCCAACCGCGAACGUUGGAUCGUUUGAUCAUGAGGGAAAAAAUUCGGGAGCUUUCACGAUCCUUCAGAGAGACGGUUUAGACUCGAGCUUACCUCUUUUACAUGUCAACGACGACGAAGAGACGUAUUCAGCUUCGAAGCUGACUAGAGUGAAGAACGCAAAGAACGAUCUGUAUGCUCGCAGACGACUCUGUAAGUCAAACGAGCAUUUGCUUCUGGCGAGUCUCCAAUGUAAUCAGAUUAAUCCGUUACGGAAGAAACAGUAUACGAAGAGUCAGAACGAUCUUGAGGACGAAGAGAAACGAAGGAAGAGGGAGAACGAAGUGGAGAAUGUAGAGAACGAAGAAAAGAAAGGACAAAGAACUAGUAUUCCUCUUUCAACGGAAGAUUUCAACGAGGUACUCAACGCGAAAUUGAGGAAGAUCCAAGAGGACGAGGAAUCUAUGCAAAAGUGUCGAGACUCGAGAAGGAACGAGUCGAUUUCUCAGCAACGAAGAAAACCGUUCAUCACGACGGUCAAGUGCGGAGAGUUUCUAAUGCCACCACCGGAAGUAGCAGCCCUUCUUGGCAUUGGUCCGAUCACGAACACUCAGGAUACUGUAGGAAGAACAAUAGGAGGUAUUCCUCAGGGUGAGGUAACUGAUAAUUGGCAAGGUCCUUCCCGUUCCAAACUGAGACCUCUGGUGUCAUUCGGCAAGAAACCAGAAGUACGUCACAGCAAACAUAAGGCGAGAUGUCAAGCGGCAGCCCUCAAGGCCACCGUAGAUUUCGCACUUGACAAGACCAACGCGACUACCCUAGCCUCUUAUUCUUGCUCUGAGGAACAUACUAGGAGAAACAGGAGGUCUCCGAUCAGAGUGGACGGGCUAUUACCAACGACGCCGCGAGGUUUACCGAAAAAGUUGGAACCGAUCAAGGGCGCGAUGCUGAAUAAGCUGCCUGGCCUUCGCGGCUGUGAUCAUACGAUUCCUUUUGGGAAUAUUAUGUACGAUCGUCGAGUAAUUCGUGGAAGCACCUUUGCAGCCCCUCCUGCCCUCAUCGAUGGAGAACAAUCGAUAGCGGCAAGGCAAGCGGAAGCAAGAAGGAGGCAUCUAGCAAGAAAAAAGGCGCAAGCUCAAAUUUGCAGAGCUAUAAGAUCGGGAUCGCCACCACCAGUCGCUGGUCGCAAACACGAACCGGUCCAAACUGAAUUUUAUCUCGAAGAAUUGUUUGAAAAACCGGACGAAUUCGAGGUCAGCACACAAACCGAUUACUUUUUGGACAGACCAGCUACGCCCAAGUACUGCCCUGCAAAAACCGGCGAGGAUGUCUCUACACAAAUCGAACCAGGAGACCUCUUCGACUUCGAUCUCGAAGUACAACCUAUUCUUGAAGUAAUCGUUGGUAAGACUAUUGAACAAGCUUUGAUCGAGGUCUUAGAGGAGGAAGAAAUUGCGGCUCUGCGAGAACAACAAAGAAGAUUCCGAGAAUUGCGAGCAGCUGAAAGAGCCGAAGCAAAGAGAUUGAAAGAACAAGAGAGAAGACUUCGAGAAGAGAAAGAUUUCUGCUUGAGGCAGCACGAACAAGCAGUGAAGAUUCAACAAGAAACAGAAGAUCGUGUCGCCGUUGCUGUCCUACUUACGGGAUAUAUAGCCGAACUUUUGCCAGCUGUUCUAGAAGGUUUGAAGAUGUCUGGAUUCCUUCUGGACGAGAUCAAAGCAGAUGUCGAAGAAGGUUUCAUGCCAUGGUUGAUGAAAGAAGUUAAAAAGGAGAUGGGUAACAUGAUCGAAAGCAGAGAGUUGCUAAUGGAUAUCAUCAAAGAAAUAUUGGAGAACAGAGCUGAAACGUACAGAAAAUUAGGUGAGGAGUACGACGCUUCCAGAAGACGAAUACCCGAUGAUCAUAUAGAAGAUGGUGGUCGAGAUAUAGAUUUUCUUAAUUACGAACCGCCUUUCUUGUAGAAGAACGAUCAUAUUUAACGCGAUAAAUCGUCGAUUGUUACCGCGUUGUUUUUAUUGAAUUAUAAUCAAAACCAACGAAGCAUAUAAUUAUAUGAACAAAAAUGAAGAUCUGUUCUUUAUUGAUCAAAACUAUCGAAGAUUAUAGUUAAAGUAUAUGAAUGAUACAGAUAGAAUUUCUAUUGUGAAAUGAGUUGUGUGCUCUGAUUAAAUACUCAAAAGGGUUUGGUCUUGAUAUACUUAUUUCACUCAAUUGUACACUUCGUUCGAGGUAUCUUAAUUUUGGAUUUAGAAACACUCAGUAGUACUGAGUCUAUCUCUUGCCCUUCAUAUAAGAAUAUAGCUUCUUUCAUUAAGCAGUGUAUAUAGCUUUACGACAAAUCCAUCUCCGUUUCCAUUUUCUGAUAGGAUAUCAUCAAAAAAUAGAAAACAAUGACAGCCACUAAUACGAAAAACUAGAUCGUUUUUUCAAAAAUUAACUAUUUAUUCUUCUUCUCUUUUGUCUCAUCGAUCAUUUGUUAAAGAUAUUGUAUCUAUAUACGAACAAAUUAUUGAUUAUAACAAUGGCUAUAGUAUAAAAGGGUUGUAAACAUGUUAAUUGUUUGGAUAAGCUCCAUGUUGAGAUAUGAAAAUAACGAUAUUGUAGGCAAAAAACGAGUAACCAUGAUUUAACAACCAUAAUUUGGCAUAUUUCGUUAUUCACUUAUAUCUUUAACAGAAGUCGAAUUAUUUAUACCUAUUUAAAAUGGUUUUGUUAAUUCUACAUAUCUUAACAAUUUGGUAUAAAUUCAAAUGGAGAUUAUCGAUUUGUAUAUAAUUUAUCGCAAUAAUUAUAAAACCGCAUUUAAUGAAGUUUCUAGGAAAAGUAGCAUUGAAGUAGAAAAUGUUGAAGGAAACAUAUCAUUGGUUGCUUACAACAGGAUCGAUGACUCCAGUGACAAUAAAUUCGUCUACUCGACGAUAUGCGUAGGCUGUAGAUAUUCGCUUAAUCAGUACAAGGUCAGCGUGUUGAAUUUACUAAAAUCGUCCACAAAAUGAAAUACUGUUAACUAUUUUUAGAUAAGAGUAAUACUUCCUGUGGAUAAUUCAUAUCUCCAAUCGAUUAGUAAAUCACUGUCACCGAUCUCGAAUUGUUCUCGAUCAAAGAGGAAACAAAAAUUUAUUAAAUUGAUUAUAAUAAGAUAAGGUUUUACGAUAAAUCGAUAUCAGCAUGGUUUUAAUAAACCAUCAUUCAAAAUAUUGCAUGGAUCCUUCAGCAGUUUUUCGAUCUUUCGGAAAGUGAAUAUUAUUAUAUCGUUAUCUGCAUUCUACUCUUUCUUUUUUUCUUUUCGAUAAUCAAAUGUAAUUUUCAAGAAAAUUUUCUCGCUCAAAGCGUUUUGCAUCUUAUUAUCAUUCAUUUUCAGUCUUGCUUUACUUGAAGAGACAAGACUGUUUCAAGAGACAGUCUCUAAGAAUUAUUUUCAAAACGAAAAGUGAUGUAUGUGUCCAUGGUUAUUCUCUUUUAUAAAUUAACUUUACAAAUUAUAGCUCAUUAAUAAUUAAGUCAUCAAUAGCUCUUCAUAAUUAAGUAAUAUUUCACGAGAGUGGAAUUUCGAAUCGUGUGUCUCUCUUGUUAUGUUAUGUGAUACUCGUUUUUGCGAAAUAAUGGCCAUAUGUAAACACGAAGUAAAACUUUAUUUUUUAAUUACGAAAGAAUUAAAUUAAAUAAUUUAAAAAUAGCUUAACGCUUAACUAACAAAAUAUUUUCAAAAAAUAUUUCAUAAAAACGUAUUUUAAAAUUUCUGCCAAGUGUAGGUACAUAUGUCAUAUGUGGUGGAAAUUAAAUCAUUUAACAUAUUAUAUUACAACUAAUCUAUUUUUGUUUGUUAUUCAUAAAAGAAAUUGGCUUGUACAAACUUCGGAGAUCAAGAAAAUAGGAUUAAUUAAGAAACAAUCGACGUAUCUUGUGAACGAAUGAUUAAAAAAUUCAUUAUUAACGAGAGAAGUCAUAUAUAGGUAUGUAUAUAUGUAUAUAUGUAUGUAUACAGGAUAACUUUCUGAAAUUGAGACAACACAUUUUUUAAAAGAAACUUUUAAAACAAAAGUUCGUAUUUGGAGGGUAAAUGUAUAAAAAUUAUUUUUUUUAUUCGUUAAAUGUUUCCAAAGUAAUUUUAACAUCAAUCUUAUCUUUCAACAUUAUUCGAAAAAUACAUGCUUGUGAUUUUAGCGAUAGUUACAGAAAAGUUAAACUAAAAGUAUACGUAAAUCUACGCACUAAUAGCAUUAUAUGACAAUGAAAAGGAUGGAUCACCGUUUUUAUGCAAUUUAUCUUUCUUUGUCUUUUUGUUUUGUCGAUCUCCGAUAGUCUCCAACUGCAUUCUCGCUCUUCUUAAUUACUUAGGAGCCUAUUAGCCUUUUUUUCAAACAAACAAUAUUUGCAUGCACACAUACAAUUUUAUUAAAUAUAUCAAUAAAAGUAUAUAUGGCAUAUGUAUAUAUGUAUUAUGUAUUUAAUUUCAAAAUAGAUAUAAUAAUAUAUUUGUUAAAUAAUAAAUUAAUCUAUCUAUAUUUCUAUCAAGAUAUAAGAAAUUAAUAAUAUGAAAAAACAGUUAAAAUCAUCAUAGAGCACUAUAAAUUUUGAUUAAAUUUAAAUGCAGCCAUUAGCCCGACAGUACUUGCGUUAUUUACAUUCAUAAUAUAUCGCAAGUAAUAUCGAUUUCCAGGUCUCACCACUUGGAGGUUGCUGCAUACGGAGACCCGCGGGCUAUGACUCUACUACUAAUGCCAAAUAUCUAAAAAUCAAUUAUAUAGAAUAUUUUAAAAUCAAUUAUAUAGGAUUAUAUAUUGCAUAACAAUUAUUAUAAUUUGGAAAAAACAAAAUCAAUCGCGAAACGAAUCUAAAUUUUUAUCUAAUCAAUUAAGAUUAGACAAAAAUUUAUGAAUUCGUUUGAUAUCGACCUACCUACCCGAUAAACGCGAGGAAAUAUGAUGAAACUAAAAAUAAAACACAUUAGUGAUUACUAUGCACAUAGCCUAUAGACAUUAUAUAAAGAUUAUUUAAGUAUUUUAUUAUUUGAUAAUAAGAAUACAUAAUACUAUUAUACAAUAAAUCAGUCUCCUGUAAACAAUAAACAUAAAACAUUAAAAUGUUUUGACAAUUAAACAAGAAGUUCUAAAAAUAAUACGUGAGAUUUAUGUAAUAAAUCAGCAGUCACCUAUAAACAUAAAACAUUAAAUAAUUUAAAACAUUUCAUAAUUAGAGAAGAGGCAAUCGAAAUAAUGUGCGAACUCCAUAUAAUAAAUCAGCAGUCAUCUGUGAACAUAAAGUUCAUAACCAAUUUUAUAAACAGACGAAAGUAAUCCAAAUAUGCGAACUCCAUAUAAUAAAUCAGCAGUCAUCUGUGAACAUAAAGUUCAUAACCAAUUUUAUAAACAGACGAAAGUAAUCCAAAUAAUAUGCAAACUUCAUAUGAUGAAUCAGCAGUCAUCUGUGAACAUAAAACGUCAAAAACAUUUCAUAAUUAGAAAAAAAACAGAUAUAAGAACUUUAUAAUUUUAUUACUAUCUGAAAAUAAAACAUAUAUUGCAAUGAGAAUUAUUUUACAUGCACACACACACACACACAUGGAAAAAACAAGCAACAGAAACAGAAUAAACCAACGAAGAGUCGAAUCCAAUCUUGUUAAUUUAGAUGAUAUUCUCUGAAACAGAAAUCAAAUCGAUUAAAAAAUUUUUGACUAUUUCAAAUGAAUAAAAAAAAAAUAAUUGCAAACAAUUCAUUCUCCAUUGUUUUUGGCUUUUCAUAAUCCCAAUUCUUCAUUCUAGUUUUCAAUAAUUAAUCCACAUUAUUAAUUUGCUAGGAGUUUUUCUUGAUUAGAGGAUCUGAGAAACCUGAAACACAAAUCUAUUUUAUAUAAUCUAUUCAUAAUCAAUUCAUUUUUAUGUCAUAUACUAUGAUUAUAUGACAAAUCUUGAAAUUUCAAUGGUGUUGUUAAUGCCCACUGAUAUAUAAAGGAAUAUUUUGCAAGAUUUAAUCUUGAAAGGUGAAAAUGACACUUCUCUGUAACAGAAAAAUAUAUAAAAGAGCAUGUGUGGAAAGACAAAAUUAUAUCUACAAUCUAUGGGCAAAUAUUUUCAUAAUUUUGAUAAUUUAAUAAAUAAAAAAUUUUAUACAUAUAUAUUUCGCCAUAGAUUGUAAUGCUGAAAUAAAAAAAAAAAAAGUAUUAAAAUGGCCAUAAAAUUGGCACUGAAUAUAUCGAAUUCUCGAUGCAUUAGAAAACCUGUUUUACAUUUAAAUAAAAAUAUGAAGUAGAUUUUAUGUACAAAUAUAAAUAAAUAUAUAUAUAUAUAUAAUACAUAGAAAUAUGUGAAGAUUAUAAAAAGUAACAAUUGCAUAAUAAAUUAUCAAUUGUUUAAUACAAUUACAAAAAUAUGUUGUAAAGUAUUCAAGAUACGUUAUAAAAAAAAGGAAAACAAAUUGUGAAUAUUUCACAAUAUUUAAGAAUUAAGCCACGUUAAAAAAAAAGAAAAAAAAAAAGAGAAAAAAGAAAAA
This is a messenger RNA of Vespula vulgaris, 8934 nucleotides long. RefSeq names its product radial spoke head protein 3 homolog (gene Rsph3). The transcript is spliced from 9 exons. Gene Ontology annotation, cellular component: cilium. NCBI's taxonomy places the organism in Eukaryota, Metazoa, Arthropoda, Insecta, Hymenoptera, Vespidae. Bases 2439 to 4406 code for a protein of 655 amino acids. The record is from RefSeq and is a predicted model, not a curated record.